Messenger RNA from Cyphomyrmex costatus, 1536 nucleotides. Its product is annotated as homeobox protein BarH2. The record is from RefSeq and is a predicted model, not a curated record. Gene Ontology annotation, molecular function: DNA binding; DNA-binding transcription factor activity, RNA polymerase II-specific. NCBI's taxonomy places the organism in Eukaryota, Metazoa, Arthropoda, Insecta, Hymenoptera, Formicidae. Gene Ontology annotation, biological process: regulation of DNA-templated transcription. The coding region runs from base 1 to 1536 and encodes 511 amino acids. The transcript is spliced from 3 exons.
AUGACGGUCCAUCAUCAGCAGAACCACCACGUGGCCGCUCUCAGUGGCGUUGCCGUGGCCAAUAACGGUUUGAAUCUCAGCAGGAUGUCAGGCCUGGAGGCACAUCGGCUUGAGAACAUUGUCGAUCGAAAUGGCGUGGCGGUGGAACGUCUGUCCAACGGGAUAGACUCACGGAGUAACAAUUUGAAUAAUAACAACGGCUUGGAAAGGGGCGAUGCCUCGACGACGAUGCCGCAGAGAUCGAGGUUCAUGAUCACCGACAUCUUAGGCGGCGCGUCCAGCAAGAUGCACCCAUCCGGGCUGCCCAGCCAGGAGCCACCCGGAAGUCCACCCUCGACACCGCGAGACCUCAGUGUCAGGCAUCAAUCCAGAACGUCCUUGAGCAACAGCAAUCUAGACGAGGACAGCGACGCCAGCCACCACGACGGCGCUUCCGUUACGUCCAAUGGUGGCAAAGAGGAUGAUCCUAAAAGCUCGUCUUCGAGUUCCUUGGGUUCCGCGCAAAGUAAGAAGCAGCGUAAAGCUCGUACAGCUUUCACGGAUCACCAGCUUCAGACCCUUGAGAAGAGCUUCGAGCGGCAAAAGUAUCUCAGUGUGCAGGACAGGAUGGAGCUGGCGGCAAAACUGCAGCUGACGGACACGCAAGUGAAAACGUGGUACCAAAACAGAAGAACGAAAUGGAAGCGACAAACGAUCGUGGGCUUCGAGAUCAUGGCCGAAAAUAAUUUCGCUGUCGCCGCCUUCCAGCAUCUAUACAGCGGCAGUACCGUCCCCGCACAUCCUGCCGCAGGACGCUACUGGCAGUAUCCCAGCGCGCACGCGUUACCCGCAAACGGAUUCUUCUAUCAGCCAUCAUCGACGGCGGCGCCUCUGCAGAAACCACUUCCCUAUCGUCUAUAUCCGCCUAUGAUUCUAGCGGGGCCAAGUAAUCCUCUUGGCUCUUUGACCGCGAGCUCCAGUCUGUCGACCCUGAGCAACUAUUACAGGGACAGCCCGGAGAUGGCCGACGGUCGGGAUUCCUCGAGGAAAAGGGACAGGAGCAAGAGCCCGGAAUCGAGAGACAGAUCGCCAACUAGAAAACCGGCAAGACUGUACCCGCUGCAAAUGAUGCAGGCGGGUCCUAGCAAUCCUCUUGGCACACUGACCACCUCCAAUCUCACCAAUAUGAAUAACUAUUACAGAGGUAGUCCGGAGUUGAUGGAAGGUAGGGAGAAUAUGGACAGGUCGAGGAAGCAAGAAAGGAGCAGUAAGAGUCCGGACUCCAGGGACAGAUCACCCUUGAGGAAAGACGUUAGAUCAUAUCCCUCGACGAUGAUUCAGGCAGGUCCUAGCAAUCCUCUCGGGCCCCUCGCACCCACCUCGAAUCUGAACAAUUAUUACAGAGACAGUCCGGAGAUAAUGGAUGGACGAGAAGGUAUGAACCGAACGCGACAACGUGACAGAAGUCAAAGCCGGGACAGAUCACCUGUGCAGAGAGAGGACAGUCCUCGAAGUGUAAGGGCUGACAGCGAUGAAGAAAGCAUACACGAUAUCUAG